This is a messenger RNA of Solanum dulcamara, 1274 nucleotides long. Its product is annotated as peroxidase 46. The record is from RefSeq and is a predicted model, not a curated record. The transcript has 4 exons. The coding region runs from base 63 to 1088 and encodes 341 amino acids. Gene Ontology annotation, biological process: hydrogen peroxide catabolic process; response to oxidative stress. NCBI's taxonomy places the organism in Eukaryota, Viridiplantae, Streptophyta, Magnoliopsida, Solanales, Solanaceae. Gene Ontology annotation, molecular function: peroxidase activity; heme binding.
AUUUUACUGGGCAAUAAACUGAAAACACAAAGGAACUAGCUCUGUGUUAACACCAAAAAUAUAUGGAGAAACUCAAACUACAAAUAUAUUUGAGCCAAACAAUAUGUUUACACAAAAAAAUAUACAAAACUUUGUUACUUGUUUUCUUGUUUUUAUUAACAUUUUAUUCAAAAACAUCAUAUUCAACCCUUUCCUUUAAUUUUUAUGGACUAUCUUGCCCUACGGCUGAAUUAAUGGUGAAAAAUACAGUUAGAUCAGCUUCUUCUAUGGAUCCAACUCUACCUGGAAAACUUCUUCGUCUUGUUUUCCAUGAUUGCUUUGUUGAGGGUUGUGAUGCAUCUAUACUUUUAGAAGGAAAUGGAACAGAGAGAAGUGAUCCAGCAAACAAAUCACUUGGAGGAUUUUCAGUAAUAGAGAAUGCCAAAAGGGUUUUGGAAUUUUUUUGCCCUUCUACUGUUUCUUGUGCUGAUAUUGUUGCAUUGGCUGCUAGAGAUGCUGUUGAAUUUGCAGGAGGGCCAAAUGUUCAAAUUCCAACAGGAAGAAGAGAUGGAAGGGUUAGUUUGGCAACAAAUGUGAGACCAAAUAUAGUGGAUACAAGUUUCUCAAUGGAUCAAAUGAUUAAUAUAUUUUCAAUUAAGGGACUCUCUUCAGAUGAUCUUGUUAUCCUAUCAGGAGCACACACAAUAGGAUCAGCACAUUGCAAUGCAUUUAGUGAUCGUUUUAGAGUGGACACAAAUGGCAAUUUCACUCUAAUUGAUCCCUCAUUAGACAGAGCAUAUGCAGCAGAAUUAACAAAACAAUGUCCAGCAGGGGCAGCAACUUCCUCUAUUACUGUCAAAAAUGAUCCUCAAACACCUCAACUCUUUGAUAAUCAAUAUUACAAAGAUUUAUUAGCACAUAAAGGGCUAUUUCAAUCUGAUUCUGUUUUAUUUAACGACGUACGAACAAAGGAAAGAGUCCAUGAAUUCGCGGACGAUCAAAAUGGAUUUUUCAAGAGUUGGAGUCAAUCUUUUGUGAGGCUUUCUGUGCUUGGAGUGAAGUCUGGGGAGGAUGGAGAGGUUAGAGCUUCUUGUUCGAUUAUUAAUUAAUACGUAUGACCUAUGCAGGAUUUUAUGUAAGUUGUGUGAAAUUAUAGUGUGUUAAUUAGUAGUGUCUAUUGUAAUAAUUUGGGCUUGUAAGUAGGUUUGAGUUUGGGAUUAAAUUGGUUUGUUUUCAAAUUGAUGCGUACUUUGUAUUAUUUUUUUAAGAAUUGUCAACUUAUUUUAUGUAUGCAU